GAUCGGGAAGAAUUCCAUUCGAAUGCAUUGACAUUCCUUAAUGGUUGUCCGAAGAGCUGUAAAAGCAGGGACGGGUAUAUAAGGUGUCGCGACUCACUGUGUACCAGGAGCCAUUGGCACUUCAGUUUGACUUGAGGACUCUGAGCACGAGCAGACACAGAACCCAUCAGAAUGUGCGACGACGAAGAGACCACAGCUUUGGUGUGCGACAAUGGCUCUGGCCUGGUCAAGGCUGGUUUUGCCGGUGAUGACGCCCCCCGGGCUGUCUUCCCCUCCAUCGUCGGCCGCCCACGUCACCAGGGUGUGAUGGUCGGCAUGGGUCAGAAAGACUCCUACGUUGGGGACGAAGCUCAGAGCAAGAGAGGUAUCCUGACCCUUAAGUACCCAAUCGAGCACGGCAUCAUCACCAACUGGGACGACAUGGAGAAGAUCUGGCACCACACCUUCUACAACGAGCUCCGCGUGGCCCCCGAGGAGCACCCAACCCUGCUCACCGAGGCCCCUCUGAACCCCAAGGCUAACCGUGAGAAGAUGACCCAGAUCAUGUUUGAGACCUUCAACGUCCCCGCCAUGUACGUGGCCAUCCAGGCCGUCCUGUCCCUGUAUGCUUCUGGCCGUACCACCGGCAUUGUGCUGGACUCCGGUGAUGGUGUGACCCACAAUGUGCCCAUCUAUGAGGGUUACGCUCUUCCCCACGCCAUCAUGCGUUUGGACUUGGCUGGUCGUGAUCUGACAGACUACCUGAUGAAGAUCCUGACUGAGCGCGGAUACUCUUUCGUCACAACCGCUGAGCGUGAGAUUGUCCGUGACAUCAAGGAGAAGCUGUGCUAUGUUGCCCUGGACUUUGAGAAUGAGAUGGCCACCGCCGCCUCCUCUUCCUCCCUGGAGAAGAGCUACGAGCUUCCCGACGGUCAGGUCAUCACCAUUGGUAACGAGCGCUUCCGUUGCCCCGAGACCCUGUUCCAGCCCUCGUUCAUUGGUAUGGAGUCUGCUGGCAUUCAUGAGACCGCUUACAACAGCAUCAUGAAGUGCGACAUUGACAUCAGGAAGGACCUGUACGCCAACAACGUUCUGUCUGGUGGUACCACAAUGUACCCUGGUAUUGCUGACCGUAUGCAGAAGGAGAUCACAGCCCUGGCUCCCAGCACAAUGAAGAUCAAGAUCAUCGCUCCCCCUGAGCGCAAGUACUCCGUCUGGAUCGGCGGAUCCAUCCUGGCAUCCCUGUCCACCUUCCAGCAGAUGUGGAUCACCAAGCAGGAAUACGAUGAGGCCGGUCCCAGCAUCGUCCACCGCAAGUGCUUCUAAGCGCCCGGCUCAAAGCGUCCGUAUCGUUGCUUCCUGCUCAGGAACCGAGCUACGGUGCAUUGCUCCUGUGGACAGUUUUUCUACAGCCGUUAUUUAUGCAACGCCGUAGGAGCGAGCAGUUGAAGCAUAAACUGAGAAAAGGACACUAACACAUCAAGGGAGAGAAAAAUACCAAGCACUCUUAUUGCACACAAAUGUAUUUAUUACUGACUAUCAUGGCUUGGU
Messenger RNA from Rhinichthys klamathensis goyatoka, 1530 nucleotides. RefSeq names its product actin alpha 1, skeletal muscle a (gene acta1a). The transcript has 7 exons. Lineage: Eukaryota; Metazoa; Chordata; Actinopteri; Cypriniformes; Leuciscidae. Bases 172 to 1305 code for a protein of 377 amino acids. The record is from RefSeq and is a predicted model, not a curated record.